AUGUCACGAGCAGUAUCAAUGUUUUCCUGCCACUGCGGGGCUCAUCUUCAAUUUAGUUUCUUCUACUUCUGUGUAGUUCUAUAUAGGAUCCUGACAGGUGCUCCACUCUGGGUCGAAGUGUACCUAGGAGCAACAGCAGCUAAAGAGUUGGGUCCACAUUCCUCAGGACCAGAACCCCACUACUGGAUGCAGUUUAUACUCGUACCCAAGAGAAUUAUAUGGAAAGAGGUUGUUGACAUGUGUGAAAAUGUUAUCAAACUUAUUUGUACAAUUCCGUAUGCUCAGUCGCCUACUGUUGCACAGCUGCUGACAAUCCAAGGACCCAUCGAGCAAUAUAAGGCCGCUUUGCUGAAACAGGAACCAGUAGCGACCAUGACGUCCCAGCGGCUCUUUAGCGUCCUGACGGUGGCCCUAUUGGGGGUUGUCUCCCGAGCGGCGCCUCCUCCUUUCAACGUCUCACUUAUCGAGCCUCGUGUCAACUUCGACGACAAGUGUAAGUGUGGGCAGAAGGCCGCCUCUAGGAUCGUGGGCGGGGUGACCACGGGCGUGAACGAGUGGCCUUGGCAAGCGGCGCUGAUGUACGAGUCGCAGCACUUCUGCGGCGGAUCCCUGAUCAACGACCGAUACGUCCUGACCGCCGCCCAUUGCACCGAAGGCAUGAGAGCGUCUGACCUGACCAUCCGUCUGGCCGAACACAGGCUGAGCACUUCCUCUGAGACCAGUGUUGUCAGCAGGUCCGUGUCUAGAUCAUCGAGCAUCCGAACUAUCAGCCGGGUGACGAAAUUAACGACAUCGCUCUCAUUAAACUGUCAUCGCCAGUCAAGGUGAGAAAGUUUUCAGUAGCGGU
This is a messenger RNA of Penaeus monodon (black tiger shrimp), 847 nucleotides long. RefSeq lists its product as uncharacterized. Lineage: Eukaryota; Metazoa; Arthropoda; Malacostraca; Decapoda; Penaeidae. Bases 1 to 828 code for a protein of 275 amino acids. Gene Ontology annotation, biological process: proteolysis. The transcript is spliced from 6 exons. Gene Ontology annotation, molecular function: serine-type endopeptidase activity. The record is from RefSeq and is a predicted model, not a curated record.